UAACUGCAUAACCUCACUUUUACACUUUGACGUUUCCUGUGUUUUUCAACGUAAAUUGUUUUUAAAAAUAAGAUUCAAAAUUUCAAAAAAGUCAUUACUGUAUAUAACAAAUGCUUCUAAUUCGUUGUUUGAGGGUUUAUAUUGAAGAUUAAUGUGUUUUCUACAGCUUGCCUAAGUAUUUUAAAGUAAAAUAAUACAAAAUUAAUAUUCUGUGAUCUUUAAAUAUAAGUAGUGAAGUUUCCAUGCACCAUGGAACAAACAGUUGUUAAAAAAGAAGCUUUCGACGAUUUCGAUAGACCAAGUACAUCUGCUGACCAGAAAAUACCUUUAGCAAUUAAACAAGAGAUUAAAGAAGAAUUGGAUGAUAGUCACAACUCCAUGGUCUAUGAUGGAUUGGGGGUAAAAGAAGAAUCAGAAGAGCAUUUUGGCGCAAUGAAGUUUGAAGCAGAAGACGAAAAAUUUCUUGACAAAGGGAGCGCCAAUGUUGUAGUAAAAAAGGAAAUACUUGCGCCAAAAAUUCUCCCAAAAAUAGUAAAAGCAAGUUACCAAAAAAGAGGUAAAGAACGUCUAAUUUGUUUCAAGAAGUAUAAGAACACUUAUAAUUUAAAAUGCCAAUUGUGUCAAUUUAUGGCUGAUGAUUUAAAAACUUUAAAUGCCCACAUCUCAAUUAUACAUAAAGAAGAAAAUAAAAUAACACAUACAUGCAUGAAGUGUUUAUACUCCACUACUAUUAAAACAAAUUAUGAUAAUCACAUCAAAUUUUGUUUCAAAUUAAAAAAUAUUAUAUGGCAUCAAUGCCGUGUUUGUCACUACAAAACUGUUAAUAAAUUUGAUUUAAUAAAUCACUCAAGAAUCCAUAAAUGCCAAUAAAGUAUCUUAACUACUGUUUUUCAAUUAUUUUUAUUUACAUUACUCCUCCUUAAUUUAGUCUUCUUGGUUGCCAGUGAUGUCAAGCUGACAUUAGGUACUACCAACUGCAAAAUAAAUCCAAGAAUCGCAAUAUAG
Molecule: messenger RNA, 1005 nt
Organism: Brassicogethes aeneus
Lineage: Eukaryota; Metazoa; Arthropoda; Insecta; Coleoptera; Nitidulidae
Source: the annotation of a GenBank genome assembly